This is a messenger RNA of Spea bombifrons (plains spadefoot toad), 1138 nucleotides long. RefSeq names its product homeobox protein HMX2-like. Gene Ontology annotation, cellular component: nucleus. The coding region runs from base 372 to 1121 and encodes 249 amino acids. Lineage: Eukaryota; Metazoa; Chordata; Amphibia; Anura; Pelobatidae. Gene Ontology annotation, molecular function: DNA-binding transcription factor activity, RNA polymerase II-specific; RNA polymerase II transcription regulatory region sequence-specific DNA binding. Gene Ontology annotation, biological process: regulation of transcription by RNA polymerase II. The record is from RefSeq and is a predicted model, not a curated record. The transcript has 2 exons.
GUCAAAUCGUUUAUUAUCAUCAUAAUGGGGAAAUAAUGACUCGCAGGAUUUAACGUCCCCGGAGGUGUUAAUUGCUGCAGUAGGGGUUGUUUCGCUCACAUGCGCACGGUUCGCCCUGUUUGUUCUUUCGCCCCUAAUUGAGCUUACAUUGUGCUGGAGGUUUGCUGCGCUGGGAGUCCUCUCCAUGCUCCACCUCCUCUAGGAUUAGGACAGCUGCCUCUGCUCUGCCUUCCUGUUUGAGGCCAGGGCUGCAGGACAGUCACUUACUUACCCCGGCUCAGCCUGAUCUCUGUGGCAUGCAGCUGGCUGUGGGGCACAGGACAUUGUGUGUGUGAUGCCACGGACCCCCUGCCAGGGAGACAGCAAGGACCAUGAAUAAAAAUCAGGAUGCAUGCAGACCGACGUCUUUCAGCUUCACCAUUGACAGUAUACUGCAGCUAAGCUCAAGGAAGCCAGAUGCCAUUAAGCCUCACAGAGGCUUCAUUCCCAGGUCCACAGAAGACAGCAGAGAUCUUCACAGGCAGAAGGAAGAAGAGGAGGAUGAAGAAGAGCUUACAGGACCAGAAAACAGCACUACAGCCCUGUUCCCAGCACAUGGUUAUAGAAGUUGCCUUCUUGCCUCCAGUUACAGACACAGAGACUUACCUUGCAGAGCCGACAGCCCCGACAGUUUGGAUGACGGACCAUCCCCAACCUCAGAAAAACACAGCAAGAAAACCAAACUUUUGGUAAAAAAGAAGACAAGAACCAUCUUUUCCAAAAGUCAAAUUUUUCAGCUGGAAUCCACCUUUGACAUGAAGCGUUAUCUGAGCAGCGCUGAGAGGGCUUGUCUUGCUAACUCAUUGCAGUUGACCGAGACUCAGGUGAAGAUAUGGUUCCAGAACAGGAGGAAUAAGCUAAAAAGACAAUUGUCCUCUGAGCUGGAGGGUCCGGUUUUAGGAGAUCAGACUGGAGAUAUCACACCUGCUCUUGCCCUUCCAGUCAUUUACAAAGACAAUUCAUAUCUAAACAGAUGCAUUUUGCCAAUGUCCUUCCCUGUUAUGUACCCUGGAAGCACAAUUCCUUAUCUUUGUUUUCCAAAUACUGGCAAAUAUUACAGCCUUACAGAUGGGGAUGCAUAAAGCCAACUAAAGAGACA